Molecule: messenger RNA, 2932 nt
Organism: Engraulis encrasicolus (European anchovy)
Lineage: Eukaryota; Metazoa; Chordata; Actinopteri; Clupeiformes; Engraulidae
Product: major histocompatibility complex class I-related gene protein-like
Exons: 7
Coding region: 137-1246 (369 amino acids)
Biological process (GO): immune response
Cellular component (GO): external side of plasma membrane
Source: RefSeq, a predicted model, not a curated record
GGAGAAUUUCCUUCAAAACAUCACAUUGUGCAGAUAUCACUGGCAGAGAAGAGAGGCAUGUUGUCUGUUUAUACUGUAGUUCUAAUAUUAUAUACAAUAUCAAGAGAAACAAACAUUACAGGGUAUGUGACUCAUCAUGUUUAGACUAAUGACGUGUUUUUUGUCAUUCCACAUGUUCAUGACACUGAAAAAUGGUUCUCAUUCUCUGUGGGUGAAGUUCACCUUUAUUGGAGGAGACACUCCAUUCCCAGAAUUCAGUGCUAUAGUCUUGCUGGAUGAUAUUCAAAUGGGAUACUAUGACCCAAUUAAAAAGAUUGUGUAUAGAGGAGCAAAGAACUCUGACACAGAACCAGACACCUCUGCUGUGGACAUAUACCUUUUUGAACACUUAUUUGAACGCACAUGCAAACACAUGAGGGGCAGAGCAAACAAUUUGAAGAAUUACCUGAACCAUACAAGCAAUGUUUAUGUCUUGCAGCGAUUAACAGGAUGCAAGAUGUUGGAUGAUGGUCAGACAGGGGGUUUAAUAAAUAAAGAUGCUUUCAAUGGGGAGAGUGGAGAUGUUCGUUAUUACAAUCCGCAGCUUGACACUUUUCACACUGACCAUGUGUGGCCUGAAUGUGUGGACAGCAGUUGGCCUUACAACAAUUUUCAGUUUGCACACAUUUACCACCCCACCUGCAUUGGCAUGCUUAAGAAAUAUCUUCUCACUGAAAAAAAUCUGGUCCUUAAAAAAGUGAAACCCAAGGUGAGGCUCCUACAGAAACACGUUCAAGGCUCCACUGUUCUCCUGACCUGUCUGGCCACUGGUUUCUACCCCCGUCACAUCAACUUGACCCUGCUCAGAAACGGCCAGCCUGUGCCUGACCAACGGAUAACUGGGGGGCAGCUGCUACCUAAUGGAGAUGAGACAUAUCAAAUGAAGAAGAGCCUGGAGGUCAGCACAGAGGAGCUACAGCAGCAUCACUACACCUGCAGAGCUCAACACCUCAGCCUGCCCAACAAACUGGAGACAAAUUUGGAACGUGAUUGGGACUCAGUGUCUACCUCCUCAUUGUCCCUUGUGCUGGUUGCUGUAUGUGUGUGCCUUCUUGGAGGUGCUACAGGCAUAAUUAUGUGUUGGACGAAACACAGAGGUGCAUGCUGCAAAAGGAAUAGCUCCUCUGCUACAAACUCAGAGGAAAUGGAGGAGAUGGAGGGCAUCACUGCAGCAGAGUAUGAGAAACAUACCAGCCUUGAGACAUAGUAGAGAGAAGACUAUUAUGACCAAUGGACUGGAUCGAGAACUUGAUAUUUUCUAUGUCUUUGUGCUUCAGGGCCUGUAUUUAACCCUCUGGUUGUGUUAUGGUCAAAAAUGACCGUUUUGAAACUUGAUUCUUAAAUAACUUCUCUAUUUUUUAUCGUACACAAAUGACACUUCAUGAUAUCCUCUAGCUUACCUAUUCAAAUGGUCAAAAUGAAAUAUAAUGAAAUUCCUAAAGAAUUGUGGAAGAUACAUCAACUUGUUACAUUCAUGGUGUUUCGGUCAAAAAUGACCGGACCAUUAACUUACAUCUCCCUAAGUUGUAUACAGUUAUAUUACAUUCACUUUACUCUCAUAGUCAUUUUUGUUAGGCUUUUCAGAAUACAACCAUAUGUGCCACAUUAGUAUAGAUGUUUACAGUUAGUUGAAAUACUUGAAAAAAGUAAAGGUGUUCCAAAUGGCCUGAAAGCCUCUGAGAGGCCCUAGACUCCAGAGGGUUGAUAAAACGAAUUUGUGCAAGAUAAGAAAAAAAGGCCACAAAUCACUAAAGCACAGCAGAAUAACAUUUAAAUCACAUUGGAAAUGUUUCAAAAGGAUGUCUAAAAGGCAUUAAUCACAAAAUAUGCAAAUCAGAUUUUUAAUCAAUGUAUUAUUACCUUUAUGACCGUUAACACCAUGGACGUAACCAUGUUUCUAACACAACCAGAGGGUUAAAAUGUUUUAUUCUCUUGAAGGUUAAGAGUGCUCCUAUAUCAGACUGACCCAUCUAUUGUUCAAUAUGAAAGUCACACUCAUUGGAGACUGGAAUUGAUGCCACUUUGUUGCCUUGGUGACAUGUAGAAUGGAUUAUCUUGGGUGCCAGCUGAAAGUCUUUGUACUAAACUCAGGUGCUAGUUUUAGCGCUAAGUUUGUUUAUAAUCGUGGUGAAAUGAAGUGUAUUACAAGUACCCAGAUGAUGCCCUCAAAACAAAUUAGCCUUUUUUGCACUGAACAGCUGCCAUGUGUGUUACGUUGUUAAAUAUCAGAUCUGUCAAACUGCUGAAUCUCCUUAUCACCCGGUGAGCAGACAAAACGUCUUCUGAUUGCCUGAGCAGGUUUCCAUUAUUCCCCUAUUACGGACACAGUUGUUAUUCGAAAGACGCCAUGUGUAUAACAGACAUGGUUGACUAAAAAAAAUGUCAACACAAUGAACAGUGUUUUCAGUGAUGAAUUGUAUGUUGUUGGUUGGUAAACCAUGAUAUGUCAUAUGGCAACCAUCAUUUUCGUUGUGUGUAACAGAUAUAACGUGAUUUGGAAUGACAUUUCACCACUGGCAGACACAUUCAUCUGUAUCCACCUCAAGAGCUGAUACAGUAUAUUAAAGCCUGCCUGGCAUCCUCCCAUUGUCAUUGUAACAUAGUACCAUGAACCAUGAUACUGCAUUCAUGCCACACUCAUACGAAAGCAGCACCUCAUCAGAGAAUUGUAUUGGAAUGGUAUCAUGCUCAAGGUACUUGACACAGUGAUGGUGGGAGGGUGGGACGGACCUAUUACCUACACUAUCUACUGUGUAAAUAUUGUAGAGUACUUUUAGGUUAACUGUACUAAUACUGUGUACAUUCUGUUGUGUACUGUUAUUUUAUUUUAACAGUUCAAUUGCUGUUGAAAUAUUGUAAUGUAAUGUUAUACAUUAAACAGCAUUAUGCUGCA